AUGAGCUUCUUGGCCAAGACCAGUACGAACGAUGCUAGUAAAGCAGUCGAAAAGGCUCGAAAAGAGAGAGAAUUACGUGAAAAGCUACGAGCUCAACAAUUAUCUCAACAAUCUCACGAAGAGGCUGCAACAGUCAUUCAGAGAUCACUAGGACGAUGGUAUGCUCGUGUUCUAGCUCGUAAAGCUCUACGAACUCUGUGGGAUCAACAGGCGACGAGUCACAGCCCAGAAGAUUUUGUACUCCAAGCCUUUCUUUUACUGAGCUUUUAUACUCACGGUGAUGACAGUGCUCGGUUAAGUCAGUAUAUGAAUCUCGUGUUGACUCAGAAAACACCUCCUUUUCUGGUUAUGAUCGCCAGAUCACGAACAACAAAGGCUACUCUUCGAGUUCUAAUGAGACUAUUACGAAUGGUCUUUGAACGAGUAUGUGGUCCAGCAUCACCAGAAUCAGUAAUGUCGCCACGAUCACCAAAUUGGAGACCUGCUACACAACCUCUAUAUCUGUCUGGAUUUGAAAUACGAUGGCUGUUUAUGAGUCUAGAUCCAAGAUCAUAUCCAGCGCAACUGCAACCUAUUCUACUACUCAUCUAUGACGAUCUGUUUCUGAAACAUGAUUGCUAUAAAAUCGUCAGACUCGCUUUACAACAGCAUAUACAUAAUAUAGAGAUAUACACACGACGCCUAGUGAAGGAUGAACAGGAUGAUAAAGUCGUGAAGGCAACACAUCUAUGGAUGGGUGUCAUGUUUAAUAUAGCUCUAUGGCCUCUGAAAUUUCCACAAUCGGAUUCCUUAUUAGCAACCCAAGUACCAUUCGUCAAACUAUUGAUUGAACAUAUUUGGACUAUACCAAUGGUAGUAAAAACCCUUGAUCAACAGUCUCUCACCAUUUUUCAGAAAUCGAACGUGUAUUCACGAGUGUUGGAGGUGAUAAAAUCCAAUAAUGAAGUGGUGACGAAUAUGAGUGGAGAGGACGCCUUUUGUAUUGUAGCCAACCUCGUCGACUCUCAGUCUCGACUAGGAGAAGAGCCUGCUGACGAUGCAAUAUUGAUAGUAGUCAAAAUCUUGUCGCAUUGUAAAUCCUUUAUUUCGAUUGCGACGUCUGUAAAGAAACCUAUACCAAAUAGUAGCAGUCAGUACCAUCCCGUGUUUGGAUGGUAUGCUUCUACCCUUAAACCGAAAGAAGGCCUGUCACUAUCACCUCAACAAUGGGAACGUGUCACUGAAUCUCUAACUUAUUUAUGGUCUCGAGCAAUCCUGACUCAACUUUUAAAACCAAUAAUAGUGUUUGCUCCAGAAGCAACUACAACCCCUCCCAAGAGUGUUAAAUCGCCUACAGGUGCUCGAAAACUGCUAAGUAUAGUUAGGCCGUCGUCGUCAGUAUUGUCUUUAUCAUCGGCAUCCACACAAGCCAGGCGUAUCGAAGUUACACAAGCAGCCUCACAUUUACUAGCUGUAUCAAAUCUAUACUUGUUGCUAUCACAAGUCUUAAUCCAGCUACGAAGCCAAAUAAUGUCUAGUAUUGGAUUCACUAUUGGAUUUGUGCCGGGAAUGUGGCGAAUCAUUACUGAGAUGGGUCCGACAUCUAAUGGACUGGAAUUGCUGUUCAAGUCUUCUAGAGAUCCAAGCAAGGAGCCAUUUGGUACUACACUGCAGUUGUUUUGUGAUCUGGCCUCCAGACUUUAUUUGACGCUUGAUGAUGAAGAGGUCUACGAACGUCAGUCACCCUUCACUUUGUCUGAAACUACAGAGAUGGCAAGAUUCCUGAACAGAUUUUGUUUCGAAUACCUGUCGGCCAAUCCUGCUACGACGAGUGGUACCGAGGCUGCAUUUGUAGAUCCGGUAUUCACAUCAUGUCGGCGCCUGCUAUCGUUGCUGUAUGACAGGUCUUCUCGACGCCCGUUCUCAGAUGAUCCAGACUUUUGGCUGAUCAAAGAAGUGAAGAAGACGUCCUUUGUAGAUGAUGUUGCUAAAGGAGAUACACGAGCUUUGCAUAUUCUCAGUAUUAUGCCUCAGACAAUACCUUUCAAAAAUCGAGUGGAGAUAUUUAGAAACCUCAUUCAACGCGACAAACUGACUGUGCCAUCUCAACCCCAUAUCAUUACUGUUUAUCGAAAACGGGUGCUUGAAGAUGGAUUCCGUCAACUGAACCGUAUACCGCCAUCGCAGUUGAAGCAAACGAUAAGAACGAAAUUUGUAAAUGAACUUGGGCUUAAUGAGGCUGGUAUUGAUCAAGAUGGCAUCUUUAAAGAGUUCUUGGAAGAAUUAGUCAAAAAGGCCUUCGACCCACAAUUCAAUCUGUUUAAGACAAACGAACUCUCUGGCCUCGCUUUUCCAUCUUCAACGUCAUUUAUUCAUGAAGAUCAUAUGAAUUUAUUUACAUUUGUUGGAAAGAUCUUGGCCAAGGGCCUUUUUGAAGGCAUUACACUGGACAUACCAUUAGUCAGCUCUCUUUAUUCCAAAGUGCUGGGCAAGAACCCCCAGCUGGACGAGCUACCAAGCGUGGAUCCUGAACUUUAUAAGAAUCUCACUUUUGUUAAGCAUUACGAAGGUGAUUGUGAAGAUUUAGGCUUGAGCUUCACGAUCGAUGCAGACAUUUUCGGCAAAAUUGAAACCAAAGAACUAAAAUACAAUGGACGGGACAUCUCUGUCACAAACGCCAAUCGAUACGAGUACAUCUACCUAGUAGCAGACUAUAAACUAAACAGUGAAUGUCGAGAGCAGCAAGAAGCUUUUGUCAAAGGGUUCCAAUCAGUUGUAAAGAGGGAUUGGCUGAGAGUGUUCUCGCCUGUUGAACUACAAAAAUUGAUGUGUGGUGAAGAUUCUCAAUUGGAUAUCAACGAUUUGAGAUCUCACACACGAUAUGAAGGAGGGUAUUUUGAUGGUCAUGGGACUAUAAGAAUGUUGUGGAAUACGUUGGGGAAGCUGGAUGCUGAGAUGCAAGGAAAGUUUCUCAAGUAUGUUACUUCUUGCUCAAGACCACCCAUUGGAGGCUUCCAACACUUGUCACCUCCCUUUACAAUCCGAUUCGUGCCGUCUGAUCCAGCAGACGAAUUACCAGAUAGCAAUGGUUUUGCGCGUGGCACAUUGUUGACUCAAGCGCUUGCUUCCGUUCUCGGAUUGGGCAAAGAUUCUGGCCGAUUGCCUACAGCAUCAACUUGCUUCAAUCUUCUCAAGCUGCCAUCAUACAAGAAGCAGACUACACUUGAGAAGAAACUUCUUUAUGCUGUAAGAGUGGUGCUUUAUUCGCCGCUGAUAUCAUGCAAAUGUAAUUAUUGUUUUGUUUUGUUAGAUUACGUCCAACACGGGCUUCGAGCUGUCGUAAUCGCCAAAGCUACUUAUGAUAUGCCUACUGAUAUAGGUGCAAUCGUCGAGUAA
Synchytrium microbalum is the source of this 3375-nucleotide messenger RNA. RefSeq lists its product as uncharacterized. The transcript is spliced from 8 exons. Gene Ontology annotation, molecular function: ubiquitin protein ligase activity. The coding region runs from base 1 to 3375 and encodes 1124 amino acids. NCBI's taxonomy places the organism in Eukaryota, Fungi, Chytridiomycota, Chytridiomycetes, Synchytriales, Synchytriaceae. Gene Ontology annotation, biological process: ubiquitin-dependent protein catabolic process; protein polyubiquitination. The record is from RefSeq and is a predicted model, not a curated record.